Molecule: messenger RNA, 1514 nt
Organism: Erythranthe guttata (spotted monkey flower)
Lineage: Eukaryota; Viridiplantae; Streptophyta; Magnoliopsida; Lamiales; Phrymaceae
Source: RefSeq, a predicted model, not a curated record
UGUCCGAAUUAAAUUUGGGGCGUUUUAAAGAAGGAAAAUCAGAUUUCUUCCCCAUUAUCUUCCAAACCCUUCUCCUUCCUUCUCUCAAACUCCCACACCACAAUUUUCAAAUUUUUGAAUUUCUCUUCUAAAACUUCAUCAAUUUCACACACAUAAUUCAAUCACGAGUUCUUCGAUUCUUAUUUUGUAUUGGUAUUGACAGGGAGGCUAGAUAAUCAAACCAAAUUCUCCAAAAUCUACUUAUUCAAGGCACGCCUACAAGGUGUUCGACAUUUUGCUCCAACCAAAUUUUGAGUUCGAUUCUCUACCAAUUCCCACCGAAUCUAUUCCAACAUCUCUCCCAACUAUGUCGUCCAACAAAAGAGGCCGCACGAGCGAAGCAUCAUCUUCCAAGGGAAAGGAAAAAGGAAAGAAAGGUGCCACCAAAACGACGAUCCCCCAACCCGAAAAGGAAGCCUUUAGUGUCGAAGGCGCCCGCCGCGGCUCUAUUCGAUAAACAAGCCAAUAAAACCGUCAUCACGGAACGAGCUUUGACAAUCACCUUACCACACCUCGCCGACCUUAAUCAAGAAAUUAUAAGACGAGGGUGGCAAAGGUUUUGUGAACUGGAGCCGAUUCACAACAUCUCGAUCGUGCGAGAGUUUUACUCUAACACGUUGGUACUCAAGCCUCCACGACAUUCGACAAGUGUAGUACGCAAAAUCUAUGUCGAGUGGGAGACGGACGAUAUAAAUCAAUAUUACGGACUCCCGUAUUUGGGUCAAAGCUGGCGAGAGAUGAGAAACGAAGUCACCAAAGAGCAAAUUGGUGAAGUGUUGAGUGAUGGGCAUCCAACGUGGAUCAAAUAUCCAGACAAGGGGACAUAUGAGCUCAGUUGGAAAAGCAUCAAUUAUGAAGGCAAGUCAUGGUUGACUUUUAUUUGCGCCAACGUAAUCCCGACUACCUCGUUUAGUCGGAUCAACCACGAACGGUGUGCGCUCGCCUAUUACAUUAUCACGGGGAAGCCAGUCGACAUCGGGACCAUUAUGUACGAUCAAUUAUGGCUGACCAUGCACGACAAUUCAAAGGGAAUAUUCUUCCCUAGCUUUGUCACGGGAUUGUGCAAAAGAAAGAAGGUCCCCAAGCUACCGAACGAUAUCGAACUCACCAUCCGGAAGCCGAUUGCCGAUUUUGCGGCUUCGCAAUUCAAAGAAGCAACCCAUGACGAGGCACAAACCUUGGCCGAAAUUGCAGCCGCUCCUCAAGCCCGAAACGACCCCGAAGCCUCAAGCUCCCGUGCCGAUCGACGAUUCCAAAAAAAGAUGGAGCGCGAGAUGAUACUUACGAGGAACCGGUUGACUACCGUCGAGCAUAAAGUCAACACGAUAAAGGCACUUCAAAGAUGGUCGAGCGAGAUGUUACAAGCUAUUGUCCAACACUUGGGAUGGGGGAUGCCCGAUUGUAUCGAGCCGUCACCUUUACCAUCACCCAUUCUUCAGCCUGUACCCGAGCUUUCCGAUGAUGAGGGAGCAUGA